Ostertagia ostertagi is the source of this 897-nucleotide messenger RNA. Lineage: Eukaryota; Metazoa; Nematoda; Chromadorea; Rhabditida; Trichostrongylidae. The record is from the annotation of a GenBank genome assembly.
AUGAAGAGCUGGAGCACCUAUGAAGCAGUUGCUGCUGGAUCCAUUACAUUAUCCGUCGUCUCUGUACUUAUCCUUGCCGUUAUUACACCCUCACUGCUACUAAAAUCGUCCAAUGAAGUCCACAAUAUUGAUUUCAAGGCAAAGAAGUACAAGGAGGAUACAACAAGGAUCUGGAGGGAGCUUCAGCUCCUGCUAGACGUCGAAAAGCAAGGAAGUGGGCCAAUAUUCUUUUCGAGGACAAAAAGAGCCCCAUGGUCAGCAGGACGGCUUGACGGAUGCAUAGGUGCGUUGCAACGCUUUGACGUGCCCGCAGGGUUUGCCUGGCGCACCUGGAGAAUCUGGCGAAGACGGUCUGCCCUGGCUUACCAGGUAACCCCGGUCCAUCCGGAAACGAUGGUUACGAUGUCGAAUUGGCACCAGAAGACGAUCUGCCCUGCACCAUUUGUCCCAGUGGCCCACCAGGACCGAGAGGCCCACAGGGAGAGAGAGGAAUGCCAGGAUUUCCCAGGACUUCGUGGUGAGGGUGGUGGUCCAGGAAAUCCAGGAGUAGAUGGUCCCAUGGGUUUGGAAGGAUACAAAGGCCCUCCUGGAAUGGAUGGGCCGAUGGGUAACGUAGGGGAGCCUGGAGAUAUGGUAAUAGCUGGCGUCGGAAUUAAAGGUCCUACUGGACCUCCUGGACCAGUAGGAACUCCUGGAGAAUCCGGUCCCACCGGUCCUGCAGGGAACGUUGGAAAACCUGGAGAAGAAGGACCAUUUGGACCACCAGGAGAUCCAGGCAUGCCUGCUUCUUACUGCCCUUCGGACUGCGGUGUAUCUCACAUUGUCGCACCCAUUAGUCAGGCAAAGAAGGAAGACAACUAUGUGGAGAAUUACAGACGCCUACGAAAGUUCAAUUGA